Messenger RNA from Caenorhabditis bovis, 453 nucleotides. NCBI's taxonomy places the organism in Eukaryota, Metazoa, Nematoda, Chromadorea, Rhabditida, Rhabditidae. The record is from the annotation of a GenBank genome assembly.
AUGAGUCAGAAGCUUCCAUCUCUCCUACAGAUUUUGCUGUUCGCCCAGUGCGCACUCAUCUCCAUUUGCGCCGCCUAUCCAUAUUUGGUGCUCGCCGAGCCCAACUACAGCACAUCUCGACACCUUGUGAAGCGCGCGUUCGACCGAUUUGAUAAUUCGGGAGUCUUCUCAUUCGGCGCAAAACGAUUAGAUCGACUUGACGAUCUUGAAAAUGAAUACGAGGAUCGCAAGAAGCGCGCUUUUGACAGAUUAGAUAAUGCUGAUUUCGGACUUCGCCGCAAACGCAGUUUCGACCGAAUGGGAGGCACCGAGUUCGGUUUGAUGAAACGCAGUGCAGGACGCGUUUCUGAUAGAGAUCAAUUAAUCGAGAAUUUGGCGGAUUCGAUAGCCGCAUUGCGACAAGCUCGCUCCAUUGAGAAUCUCGGGCCACUACUAGUCACCUACAACAAAUAA